Aspergillus pseudoviridinutans is the source of this 408-nucleotide messenger RNA. Its product is annotated as arsenate reductase ArsC. The coding region runs from base 1 to 408 and encodes 135 amino acids. The record is from RefSeq and is a predicted model, not a curated record. The transcript has a single exon. Lineage: Eukaryota; Fungi; Ascomycota; Eurotiomycetes; Eurotiales; Aspergillaceae.
AUGUCCGACAAGCCUAGUGUCUUGUUCGUUUGCAUCCAUAAUGCUGGCCGCUCUCAAAUGGCCGCUGGAUACCUUACCCACCUUGCAGGCGAUGCUAUCGAAGUUCGAUCCGCUGGCUCAGCGCCUGCUGACUCAAUCAACCCCAUCGUUGUUGAAGCUAUGCGUGAAGAAGGCAUUGACAUCACCGACCAAAAACCAAAAAUUCUAAGUACAGAUGCUGUCCAGGCCAGCGAUGUUGUUAUCACCAUGGGCUGCGGCGAUGCUUGCCCAUUCUUUCCGGGCAAGCGCUACCUCGAUUGGAAACUCGAUGAUCCCGCCGGGCAAACCCUUGAAGCUAUACGUCCUAUCCGUGACGAAAUCCGACAUCGAGUCGAGAAACUUAUCAAAGAGAUAUUGCAAUCCUGUUGA